GAAUUCUUAAAGGUUUACGAAUUUUAUGAACCUCGGAGGUAAACGUGUCCCCAGGCUAUUGCGCACAGCCAUAUCGGAGACUAGCCCACAGCUGGAUUUAAAUUUAUGCGUUGUCUUUUUCACACUUUGACCUUUUUCACUCGGAUUUACAAUGGGUCAAAAUCAGCAAGCUCAGUCAAACAGCGAAGAAGAGUUGGAAAUAUCGACAAUUCAAGACCUCUACAGGAGGUUCAUCAAUGAGUGCCCCAGCGGUUCGUUGCACUUGCACGAGUUCAAAAGGAUGUUUGGGGUUCAAAACGAUAAUUCGCCAGAAUCGCAAUACAUGGAGGGCAUAUUCAGUGCGUUUGAUAUGAAUGGGGACAACACCAUGGAUUUUAUCGAGUAUGUUGCUGCGCUAAACCUUGUGCUUCGAGGACGGCUCGAGGAUAAACUCAAGUGGUCUUUCAAGGUGUUUGACAACGAUGACAAUGGACGACUGGACAGGCACGAGCUGAGAAUAAUUAUAAGGAUCAUCUACAAGAUAAAGAAAGGUUCUGUCAGUGACGAGGCAGGCCAAAUCCACCUUACACCUGAAGAGGUUUGUGACCGUAUCUUCCAGAAAGUUGACGAGAAUGGUGACGGUCAGAUAACUCUGGAGGAGUUUGUGGAGGGGGCAAAGAGAGACCCCUGGGUACAAAAACUCAUACGCCUGGAUAUCAACCCCAGUUACUGGGUCCACCAGCACUUGAGUGACAGAAAACUCCAGAGUCCAAAACGAUGAACUAAAAUGUCAGACAGGGAGGAAGAGGACAUUGGUUCUCUCUAUUAAAGAGGAUCUGAACCAAAACAAUAACUUCUCUGGUUGAAAACGGCCUGUAUUCAUUAUCAUCGACUCUACUCCCAUAAUAGGAUAACAAUAGGAUGAUCAUAAAGUCAGUAUCUCUCAAAAUGGGGAUUUGCUAGAUUUAGGAAAUUAAUGACGUUGCCAAAUCCUUGGAUAUUUGAGGAUUGUGUAUGGAUUUCAAUUAUUCCCAGCAUACUCACUCUCCGAGGAGUCAGAAGAAAGCGGAUGUUUCCAGUUUUCAUGGAUACAGUAUUUUCAACUUCCAUUUCCCCUGAAAAACGGAUGUGGGGACUUCGCUCAGGGAUCUUUUUGCACCUGCUGCAUUAGGUUAGAGUGUCCUGCAUGAUAUCCAAUUGUAGCAGCAGAAUCAACCUACAGGCCAUUUCUUUACAGACAGCAGAAAUUCCCAAUUGAGUCAUUAGCAUACAUCGCCUCAGGACUUAUUUGAUUGAGACCUUCUCCCACAGUGGGUUUUGAGAAAGAGGCGAGGAGAGAGGACACGAAGAGUAUGCAUUUGACAUUCUCCCAUUCAAUUUGUCGGGACAUGCUCUGCAAGGUGUCGAAAGCGUUCCACAGCAGUGUUGGCCCAUGUUGACUCCAAUGCUUCCCAAGUUGGCUGGAUGUCCUUUUAGUUGGUGGACCAUUCUUGACACACAAGGGAAACUGUUGAGUGUGAAAAACCCUGCAGCGUUGCAGUUCUUGACACAAACCGGUGUGCCUGACACCUACUACAAUAUCCUGUUCAAAGGCACUUAAAACUUUUGUCUUGCCCAUUCAUCCUCUGAAUGGCACACGUACACAUUUCUUGUCUCAGUUGUCUCAAGGGUUAACAAUCCUUCUUUAACCUGUCUCCUCCCCUUCAUCUACACUGAUUGAAGUGGAUUUAUAUGUCAUGGAAAGAGAAGGUGUCCUUAAUGUUGUGUGCACUCUGUGUAUAUGCCAAUAUCAAAAUAAAUGCAAUACAUUUUUUAUAACAUUAAGAUAAGAAUUGAUACUGUAGUACAUACCCAGAUAGCACUUUUGGUUCCUUGGAAGUUGUGGAAACAUGUGUUUUUGGUUUCCCAUUAGUUCUGGGAACGAAGCCAUAUGUUUCCUGACCGGUACACCUGAAUAUUUUUUAAAUGUUCUGAGAAUGAAAAUAAAAAUGUAUCCUGUUCAGGGAACGUUCAUUUUUAGGUUGAAGGGAGGUUCUGAGAACAUCUUACUAUGGUUCACUAAAAGUUUUCCUGGGAGGUUUUAUUAACGUUCUGAGAACAGAAAUUAUAGUUUAUUUGAAGAUAAUAAAAUAAUGCUCUGAGAACAUGUUUCAAUAAGACUUAAUCAUAUAAACACAUUCAUUUUUUAUUGUGGCACGGUGUCAGAUUCAAACCUAUGAUCUUCUGUUCUCUAUUCAUGGAAUUAUUCCACUGUGCCACAAGGAUGGCGCUAUCAUGCCUUGUUUUUCUUUACUCAUACAAAGCAGUUCAAUUUAGUCUAUUCAAACAGACCCCCAUUUCAAAGGAAACAAGCACUCAUUAAGUUCAGGUGUGGCCAAUUAGUGGGCACAGCCAACACACCUGAACACACUUAACAAGAUAGAGGCUAGAGGGAGUUUUGUUGAUGCUGAGAACAUAAUGUAUAUGUUGUUAAAUAACAUUCUUAGAAUGUUCUUUGAACGUUACUAAUGUUUUCUUAAUGUUCUGAGAACAUGACUUUAAAUAGAACCCUGAGAAAACCUUUAGAAAACGUUAUGCUGAAGUACUGAAAUUCCCACCCAAGAAACAUGGUUCUCAGAACAUUAUGUGCAACCAGGGUAUCCCAUCAGCAUUCCCAGAACCCUGAGGGAAGGUUGCAUGCAAUAUAACCAUAGGACAACCAUGCUCUCACCGAGCUCUAAGAAACAUAUGGUUCUCAGAAUGUUAUGUGUUAGCUGGGUACCUUACAUAUUGUAGAAACAAACAACAACAUAUACCCAAUAUACAGUAUGUCCAGGUAUAUGUGGACGUUUUCAAUAUAUGAAAUGGUAGAAACAAGUAAGCUUACCAGACAAAUAGUGUAAAUAACAGUAGAGACCACACACAGUGAGAAUGUAGCCAUUUCACAAAUCAUCUCCAGAGUUGCAGCCUGGAUAUUUCAAUUGGUCACACUUUGUUUAAAUAGUGCCUUUUUUUCACAAAUAGCCAUUUAAAUACUUGAUAACUGUUUUUGCUGGCAAUUGAGUCAUAAGAGAUGGUUGGUGGAAGAUAAUUCACAAGAAGUUCAGGUAAAUUAUCUUUGAAUACGGAGUACUGAUAUUUAAUAUGCUUUAGAUAUGUUUUGAAUUUAGUUUUGAAUCUUCAAUAUUUUAGAAUCUUGAAAUGUGUUCUUGAUUUUGAAUUCUUAAUAAGUGCCAAAUGUUAGUAUGUGGUCAUACUAAAGUCAAAAUGGUUACCAUGUUUUUACCUGGUUGUCUAUGGCACUGCAAUUGAAGCGAAAGCUUUGGAUCGACCUGUAAAACAAACCUUCUGUUAAGGCAAGUCGUCCAGGUCCUGGCUCCCGAGGCAGCAAAGCAUCCCCAAACCAUCACACUACCACCACCAUGCUUGACCGUUGGUAUGAGGUUCUUACUGUGGAUUGCAGUGUUUUGUUUUCGCCAGGCACAACGGGACCCAUGACGUCCAAAAAGUUAGAAUUUUGAAUCAACUGUCCAUAGAACAUUCUUCCAAGGGUCUUGAUGAUCAUCCAGGUGCUUCUUGGCAAACUUGAGUCAACUGUUUUGGACAACAUGGGUUUUGGAAUGGCCUAGUCGAGUUCAUGCUUGAAAACCCACAAAUGUCGCUGAGUUACAGAAGUUCUGCAACCAAGAGUGAGCCAAAAUGCCUCCACAGCGAUGUGAGAGACUGAUCAACAACUACAGGAAGCGUUUGGUUGCAGUCAUUGCCACUAAAGGUGGCACAGGCAGUUAUUAAGUGUAAGGGGGCAAUUACUUUUUCACACAGGGAAAUAGGGUGUUGAAUAACUUUGAGUUUACACAUAACAAAAAGUGUUUAUACUUAAAAUAAGUAUAAUUUUUUGGGAUAUUUGUAAACUCAGGUUCCCUUUAUCUAAUAUUAGGUUUUGGUUGAAGAUCUGACAACAUUCAGUAUCAAAAAUAUGUAAAAAUAGAGAAAAUCAAAAAGGUGCAAAUACUUUUCACUGCGCUGUGUAUCUGUUCUGCAGUUUCAAAAUGAAAGCACCUUCAGUAUCUAGUCGACACAUUUUAAGAGGUCAUAAGUAUUUGUACAAAUUCACUUAUAGUGUAUUACAUUUUGUCAAAAUGUAGUAUUUGGUCCCAUAUUCCUAGCACGCAAUGACUGCAUCAAGCUUGUGACUACAAACUUGUUGGAUGCAUUUGCAGUUGGUUUUGGUUGCGUUUCAGAUUAUGUUGUGCCCAAUAGAAAUUAAUGGUAAAUAUUGUAUUGUCAUUUUGGAGUCACUUUUAUUAUAAAUAAGAAGAGAAUAUGUUUCUGACCAGGUAUACAUUAAUGUGGAUGCUACCAUGAUUACGAAUAAUCAUGAAUGAAUUGUGAAUAAUGAUGAGUGAGAGAGUUAGAGGUGUAGGGGAGUGUAUGUAUGUUUAUUACACAAUAGUUUUUUCCAAACACAGUAUCAUACAAUCAUUGUAAUGGUAUAACUUGUGGUCCUGAUUCUUGUGCUGCUCUGAAUGGAGUGUAAGGUGUUGGGGAUUGAGAAGCUAUUUCAUGUGUUAUAACAUAUUAAAGAUCUGUCUUUAAUGCACUGGACAGGUUCUUUAUGAAUGCACACUUAACACAACUACUCAACCUGAACACGUGAGAAGGGCCAGGAUUCCUAAUUAACUAAAGGGAUGGAUAAGUGGAACUUUGGCAUCUCAGACUGGGGGGAGGAGCUUAAUGUUCUCACCUUAUGUAAAUAACUAUGUGUGUUUGACCCAGGUUACCCAGAACAACCCUAAAAC
Messenger RNA from Oncorhynchus kisutch (coho salmon), 4757 nucleotides. Its product is annotated as guanylyl cyclase-activating protein 2-like. Gene Ontology annotation, biological process: visual perception. Bases 152 to 760 code for a protein of 202 amino acids. Lineage: Eukaryota; Metazoa; Chordata; Actinopteri; Salmoniformes; Salmonidae. The transcript has 4 exons. The record is from RefSeq and is a predicted model, not a curated record. Gene Ontology annotation, cellular component: photoreceptor inner segment; cone photoreceptor outer segment. Gene Ontology annotation, molecular function: calcium sensitive guanylate cyclase activator activity; calcium ion binding.